Molecule: messenger RNA, 528 nt
Organism: Babesia bigemina
Lineage: Eukaryota; Apicomplexa; Aconoidasida; Piroplasmida; Babesiidae
Product: membrane protein, putative
Exons: 2
Coding region: 1-528 (175 amino acids)
Source: RefSeq, a predicted model, not a curated record
AUGAGGAGCCGAUGUUUGUUUGUAAUAAACUUGGUGUUCCUACUGCCAGUGGCAAUUGCUAGCAAAAUCAAUACAACAUUUAGACCAAUCAGUAGACACGCAAGUCUUAACGAAAUAUCCCUGCUGGAAGAAGAUAUCAAGCAAGGCAACAAUGUAGAAGAUCAAAAAAAGAAAACAGAUUCUGAAGUCAAGCCUGCAGAACCUUUGAACCUUAUAUUCAGUCCAACUGCCCAGCAGGUGUCGGACGAAAACAAUCAACUACUCGAAUCGAUGGAAUCCGGGUUACACAGUUUAAGGACUGUUGUCAACAAGUUGACCCGACUCGUUCACCUAUUACCGGAAAAUGAAAAACAAUCUACAUUCACAGUGGGCAAUCAAAACUACACUGUUGCGGAAAUGCUUGACGGUAUCAACAGCUUAAUUGUGGAUGGAGAGAAACAGCAAAGAGUUCUCGUAGAGGGAACAGCAGAAAUAUUACACAAAUUAGCAGCACCAAUUGCAGCAUCGCAAACUACCCAGGCAUCAUAA